Messenger RNA from Hordeum vulgare subsp. vulgare (domesticated barley), 1949 nucleotides. Its product is annotated as ethanolamine-phosphate cytidylyltransferase-like. The coding region runs from base 337 to 1602 and encodes 421 amino acids. The record is from RefSeq and is a predicted model, not a curated record. Gene Ontology annotation, cellular component: cytoplasm. The transcript is spliced from 9 exons. Gene Ontology annotation, biological process: phosphatidylethanolamine biosynthetic process. NCBI's taxonomy places the organism in Eukaryota, Viridiplantae, Streptophyta, Magnoliopsida, Poales, Poaceae. Gene Ontology annotation, molecular function: ethanolamine-phosphate cytidylyltransferase activity.
AAGACCCCCUGUGCCGACGCGUGUGCCGACCAUGAUAGCUCCGCUAGGCUAUGGCGGAGCGACGCGUGCGUAGAGGGACCACUGACACAGCGGUCCCACGCGACAGAGGCUCCCGCCUCCCUGCUAAACCGCAAGGCCGCUACGCACACGCGGCGAAGUCACACCGGAACCGCAUUCGCAGCCCGCUUUCGUCGCCGCCAUCACCACACCUCCUCAACCUCCUCUCAUGGUGAUUGCCCCCCGAGCCGCACGCCCCAAGCACCCCUAACCCUAGAUCCCGCCACCACUCACCCCCGCACGCGCACUCUCACUCCCCCACUCUGCCUGCCUGUCACCAUGGAGGCCGGGAGCAGCAAGGCCAGGCUGGCUGUGGCGUGCGCGAUCGGCGGGAUCGUGCUGGGCGCGGCCGUCGUGGCGCUCCACGUCGCCGGGCCCGUGGCCGUCCCGGGGCUUCCCCCGCUCGACGCGCUGCGGCGCCGGUUCCGCCGCCGCCGCCGCCCCGUGCGCGUCUACAUGGACGGCUGCUUCGACAUGAUGCACUACGGCCACUGCAACGCGCUGCGCCAGGCGCGCGCGCUCGGCGACCAGCUCAUCGUCGGCGUCGUCAGCGACGACGAGAUCACCGCCAACAAGGGGCCGCCCGUCACGCCGCUCAACGAGAGAAUGGUGAUGGUGGGUGCAGUGAAAUGGGUGGAUGAUGUUAUUCCAGAUGCGCCAUAUGCCAUAACUGAAGACUUCAUGAACAAGCUAUUCACCGAGUAUAAUAUAGAUUACAUCAUCCAUGGCGACGAUCCUUGCCUGCUCCCAGAUGGCACCGACGCAUAUGCCCUUGCCAAAAAUGCUGGCAGAUAUAAGCAGAUUAAAAGAACUGAGGGAGUGUCAACAACAGACAUUGUCGGAAGAAUGCUUCUUUGUGUUAGAGAGAGAUCAGUUUCUGAUAGGCACAACCACUCUUCACUACAGAGGCAGUUCAGUUCUGGGCAUGGUCAGAAGAUUGACGAUAGUGGGUCUGGAAGUGGAACUAGAAUAUCUCAUUUUCUUCCUACAUCUAGGCGGAUAGUUCAGUUCUCAAAUAGCAGGGGUCCAGGACCAGAUUCUCGGAUAGUUUACAUCGAUGGUGCAUUUGAUCUGUUCCAUGCUGGUCAUGUUGAGAUAUUGCGACUUGCUCGAGGGCUUGGAGAUUUCUUGCUUGUUGGUAUUCACACGGAUCAGACAAUAAGUUCUACACGAGGACCACAUCGCCCAAUCAUGAAUCUUCAUGAGCGAAGUUUGAGUGUCCUAGCCUGCCGUUAUGUUGAUGAAGUAAUAAUUGGUGCUCCAUGGGACAUUUCAAAAGACAUGAUUACAACAUUUAAUAUUUCAUUAGUCGUUCAAGGAACAAUUGCUGAGAACAUGGAUUUUGCGAAGGAUGAGUCACAUCCAUACGCUGUCCCAAUGGAUAUGGGCAUUUUCCACAGAUUGGAGAGUCCUUUGGAUAUCACUACUAGCACUAUUAUAAGGAGGAUAGUUUCUAACCAUGAAGCCUACCAGAAGCGGAAUGAGAAGAAGGAAGCCAGUGAGAAGAAGUACUACGAGAGUAAAAACUUCGUCAAUGGAGAGUAGUUUGUGAACAUACGUUUUGAGAUACUAACACCCCGUCACAAAUGCAACCAACCAUCAGGUGUUCCACAUGUUUAUUGUUUCAUGUUAUCUUUGUCAUGUUGAUGAUACAGGCUUAGGUAGCUUGUGAUGAAACCUCGCCUAGUGAGAUCCAGGCAGUAGUGGUGAUUUUAGGUGAGGAUGCUGGAGGGGGAAGGUGUUUCCUCCAUUCACUUCCAGUCUCCAUCUUCCCUGUCUAGGGCCCCUGUUUAUGGUCCUUCGCUGCUCAAGUUUUAGUUGUGACCUAUAGUUUCAUAACUCUGGUACAGUAUGAAUGUUAGGUUGAAUAACUACUUGCAGUUGAUGCUUUA